This is a messenger RNA of Coniophora puteana RWD-64-598 SS2, 3212 nucleotides long. RefSeq lists its product as uncharacterized. NCBI's taxonomy places the organism in Eukaryota, Fungi, Basidiomycota, Agaricomycetes, Boletales, Coniophoraceae. The record is from RefSeq and is a predicted model, not a curated record. The coding region runs from base 350 to 3037 and encodes 895 amino acids. The transcript is spliced from 5 exons.
UUUGCUUCUCGCCCUCCUUUUCUUUCCGCUCCAUUUCUCCAGGCUUGUUCGUCUCUUGACUUGGCCUAUGCGGCCAGAGGGAUCAUAGCAUUCCCUGCACUUUCCUUCCUUUUUCCACCGCUUUCUACAGGUCUGUGUCCCAUCUCAUCAGCUAACUUGCGCAGUGCACACUGCUCGAGUGGCUGCCUACCAUCGGACCCGGAGAGCGUCAAACUCAUUUUCUCAUCCGUGCGAUUGCUGGAUCAACGUCUUCUUCUCUCCCGUGACUCGCUGGCUAUCGACAGGUAACGGUGCACCUUCCACUUCGUUCGAGCGCUAGCAGCUCUCUUUGCAUUCGUUCUACGGUAUCAUGCCCACCCAUGUGUGCGAUACCGGCCUCAAUGGAUAUAUCCCUCCUGCCGCGCUCUUGCUGAGCGGCAACUGUGCAGUCAACCUCGUUCUCUCUGAUAUCCCCCUGAUCUCCGUCGGUAUUUUGGUUUUUGGAGCGUCCAUGUUUUUCUUGACUAUCAGGCGCUUCACCGUACCGGCACUUUGCCUCUAUUUUGCAGUUCUCGUCGCAUUUUCGAGCGCCAUACUAGACUUGGGUCAAAUUCUGGUCUUGGAGGCAUCAAGACGCCCCUCCCUGGCUGCCAUACAGACUGCCCAUGGAUUAGUCCUUGCCAGAGAGGUCUUGCUAGCUAUCUCCAUCGGAUUGCUGUUCUUCUUCUAUUGGAUACUGGUUGCGGAGCCAUCUCGUCGCGAGUCCAGACCAUCACCCUUGCUGCAAGGCAGUUGGUCCGACUUUCUCAUCUUGGAAUCCAACGACGGCCUUCAUAGUGGGACAUGGGCUAGGUGGGGCCUUGUCGGAUACACUCUCAAGUAUAUUCUUCUUGUGGCCCCCUUGGUUAUCUCUGUUCUGUCAAUUGUCUGGAGGGCUGACUCUCAGUUCGAUCGAUACAGCAACGUUUACGCCGCAGAAAUUUCACUCGAGCUUAUCGCUUCCAUCUUGCUUGGGCUGAAACUGAUGAUUAACGCACUCGGCGCCUCAUCCACGCUCAAAGAGUAUGCGGCACCAUUGUUCGCCCUUCUUAUCCAUAUAGGAAUCUCCAUAGGAAAUCUCCUAAGCUUUGCUUUCAUCGAGUCUACUCCAGGUCGCUUCCUCUUUGGCGCAGAAAUCUAUGUUCUGAUAGUUCACGCCAUGUCGGCAACUUUUCACCGGAUGCCUCAGGCCUUCCCUAUCACCGAGUUCGAGAUUGAAGAGCCUUAUUUUCAAAGCAUGAAGCUGCCUCGUCAGCCGCGUAGCUCGACCUUCAGAGUUUCGCCCCCGGUGGUUACUACUCCUCGCAUGUCUACUAUCGUCCUCAACCCACCACCGAACUCAGACAGAAAUCCGAGUACAGAAGCUUUACGCCGGGUGGCGCGUGCUUCAAGUGCACGCAUGGCAUCCUGGAUUUCUGGUCGGCUGUCGAGGAGGUUGUCUCGGCGAGUCACAACUCUCGAUGACACCACUCACCUGUGGGCUCGACGAGAUGCUGAGGAAGGCUCGCUAAACUCGUCGUCCGCCAGCGAGAAGGAUGUAUCUCCCCUCUCAGAAGAGUCUAUUGAUUGGAGAAAUCUUGUUAACACAGUUGUGGGUAACUCGUUGCCCGAUUCUCCUGUGGGAACGAGUGCAGCAGCGUCAAGACGUCAGACUGCUCUUAUGAGCAGUAGCCAAGAGCUUGAGUUACCUGCACGACCAGCACCGGCUGCACCACCGAGAUUACGGACAAGUGAACUGGACUUUCAGCUACCCAAUGCUUCAGCCUCGAAUGAGAGUCUGCCAAUGAUGAUCACACCUGCUGAGGCCAAAGCACAGGAUUCACCGAUCUAUAGUCUUCAUGGAAUACUGCCUCGCAUACCUCCACCUCUCCCUCCACCUCCGCCGAUGCAUGACCCCAGCGUUACGUCUUCACCCAGCUCCCGGAGCGACACCUCAAUUGAGGAGCUAUUGCGCCAACAGAAUGAGCUUGAUAAGAGCAUCGCUGCAUUGCGUCUCUUCGCUCACCACAGCUCCGUCUCUCAGAUCUCAGAUUUGGGCGAGUCAGAUGGCGGCCAUGACCCACGGGAAGGUGCUUCAUCCCCAGAUACAAACAGGACGUCGGACUUUUCGCUAAGUCAUUUCCCCAACCCACCUUGGGCGGCUGCUACAACGCCCGGGCCAUCAUCCCCACGUUCAACGUUGACGGUUCCAGGGAGUCGGCAACGUCGAUCGGGCAUAUCUCGACUAUCUAGUGGUGACACAGUGGUCCUCCAACCACCUCGACUACCGGCAGUGGACAUGCCAAGCUCGCCGCAUUCACAGUCAAUCCCUGAAUCGCCCAACCAGGAUACUGACUCGUUAAGCCCGAACGUUGGCAGGCUUGCGCGAUUUAACUCUGGCGGAACACAGUAUGACGUGACAUCGUUCAUAGGUGAUCUGACAACGCCAGGAGGACACAGGAGCGGCUUUCCGGAAAGGCCUUGGGAAACUCACAAGAGGUCCAUCAGUGAAAAUCCUAGCCUCCUAGUACCCCCGUCUAGGAGCAGCUCGCUCGUCAAACCCGCACCUACAGGUCCACGACUCGGACCGGGCCGUUUGUCGGGGCUGCCGUCAUCUCCAGCGAAGUACAGGAACGCGAGUCCGAUAGCCUCGGGAUCCGUUGCGCCGCUCAAAGUGGGCUCUUCAAAGUUAUGCCAAGUGGAAACGAUGCCUACAGAGACGGAGACAAAGACCGCGCCCGACCACUCACGAGCUCCCGGGUCGCCGAAUUCUCCAGAACCAGUCACUGUUGUUUCCAUACAACCGACAAUACCAGAAGUGCCGGCACAGACAUCCCCGAAACGAAUACCUGGUUUGAGAAGCGUGGUAGGUCUACCGGCUAGACCAACCGUAUCUCGCGACAUCAGCGCACCAAAGCCUCUGCCACAGGAUGGCAGAGGCGACCUAGCGCCCCAUGCUUUUGAGCGACCCCGGCCGCCGCCUCUGUUACUGAGACCCUACGCUGGCACCAGUGCUGGUGAGCCAGGCAAUGGAUCAUAGUGGUUUGGAGACCGCAUUUUGCUCUGCGGAAGUGGUGCGAAUGGGAGUGGGACUAAAAGUUUGAGAGCUGUAUCUAGUAUAUGCCUGCUACUUAGCCACGUGGCGCUGAUGUCAUUGUAAUGUUACAAUGUAUUACUAGUUUCGAAUCGCAGCAGCUUGCUUUGCUUGCCUUUUU